Molecule: messenger RNA, 1195 nt
Organism: Globicephala melas (long-finned pilot whale)
Lineage: Eukaryota; Metazoa; Chordata; Mammalia; Artiodactyla; Delphinidae
Gene: CDC50B
Product: transmembrane protein 30B
Cellular component (GO): Golgi apparatus; endoplasmic reticulum; plasma membrane
Source: RefSeq, a predicted model, not a curated record
AUGACCUGGAGCGCCACCGCCCGGGGCGCCCACCAGCCCGACAACACCGCGUUCACUCAGCAGCGCCUCCCCGCCUGGCAGCCGCUGCUGUCAGCCAGCAUCACGCUGCCGCUCUUCUUCUGCGCCGGCCUGGCCUUCAUCGGCCUGGGCCUGGGCCUCUACUACUCCUCCAACGGCAUCAAGGAGCUCGAGUACGACUACACCGGCGACCCGGGCACCGGCAACUGCUCGGUGUGCGCCGCCGCCGGCCAGGGCCGCGCGCCGCCGCCCCGCUGCUCGUGCGCCUGGUACUUCUCGCUGCCCGAGUUCUUCCAGGGCCCCGUGUACCUCUACUACGAGCUGACCAACUUCUACCAGAACAACCGGCGCUACGGCGUGUCCCGCGACGACGCGCAGCUGAGCGGGCUGCAGAGCGCGCUGCACCACCCGGUCAACGACUGCUACCCCUACCAGUAUAGCGCGGCUGGCCUGCCCAUCGCGCCUUGCGGCGCCAUCGCCAACAGCCUCUUCAACGACUCCUUCUCGCUGUGGCACCAGCGCCUGCCGGGCGGGCCCUACGUCGAGGUGCCGCUCGACCGCACCGGCAUCGCCUGGUGGACCGACUACCACGUCAAGUUCCGCAACCCGCCGCUGGUGAACGGCAGCCUGGCGUUGGCCUUCCUGGGCACCGCGCCCCCGCCCAGCUGGCACCGGCCGGUCUACGAGCUCAGCCCAGACCCGAACAACACCGGCUUCAUCAACCAGGACUUCGUGGUAUGGAUGCGCACGGCGGCGCUGCCCACGUUCCGCAAGCUGUACGCGCGCAUCCGCCAGGGCAACUACUCGGCCGGGUUGCCGCGGGGCACCUACCGCGUCAACAUCACCUACAACUACCCGGUGCGCGUCUUCGGCGGCCACAAGCUCAUCAACUUCAGCAGCAUCUCUUGGAUGGGCGGCAAGAAUCCGUUCCUGGGCAUCGCCUACUUGGUGGUCGGCUCCCUCUGCAUCCUCACGGGAUUUGUCAUGCUGGUCGUCUACAUUCGCUACCAGGACCAGAACGACGACGACGAGGACGACGAGUAAUUCCUGCUUUCAGAGUACUCUUUCUGCUUCUUGCCACAACGCUCUUGCAAGCUUCUUUUGGUUUCUCCCUCCCGACUGUCACCCAGUUCCAACUUCGCCUCACUUUGCCUCCAGUUGUGGAUGAGGGGACCAG